AUGGCCACGACGUCUGGAAAGAGAAAGCGCGCAGACGGUGCUACGCAACUGCUGCCUGCGAAGCAGCAGGCGACCGCUGCCGCUGCGGCACAGCACAAGUCCUCCACAAAACAGAGCUCCAACAAGCCGACAUCCAAGGCAGACAUAUCUGCAAGGACGAACGGGAGCCAUGCCCACGACCAGAACAACUUCCAUGUGCAGAUAGUAACCGGAUCAUACGAACGAGUUCUCCAUGGUAUCUCGGCCACCAUCCCACCAAAACAGCUUCAACGACAAACCGAAACAUCCAAUGCAGCAGGCACAGAGACGCCAUCAACCACAGAAGGCAUCACAUUCUCAGAUACAUUCCUCUUCGCCGCCCACGAAUCUGCAAUCCGCUGCCUCGCCAUCUCCCCACCCACAGACGAGUCUGACAAACGCUACCUCGCCACUGGAGAUUCCGGCCACCGCAUCAACGUCUACACCCUAUCAACCGCCCCUCCCACCCUAUCCUCAAACCCCAAACUCCCCUCCCUCUCCGGCACAACCAUAACAGAAAACCGCCGCAACCGCAACCUCGGCUCCCUAAACAUCCACGAACGCGCCAUCACCCGCCUCCAAUACCCAACCAAAACCAAACUCUUCUCCGCCGCCGAAGACGCCACCAUCCAAAUCACGCGAACCAAAGACUGGACCACCCUCGAAAGCAUCAAAGCCCCAAUCCCCAAACCUAUCGGCCGCCCUAGUGGAGAUACUGCCGCGCCGGGUGAAGUUCCAGCGGGCGUGAACGAUUUCGCCAUUCAUCCGUCCCAGAAGGUUAUGCUCAGUGUAGGCAAGGGCGAGAAAUGUCUCCGACUGUGGAACCUCAUGACGGGCAAAAAAGCUGGUGUGCUGAACUUCGACCGCGAGCUUCUAUCGCAGGCUAAUGAAGGUCGCUUCGCGAGUGGGGACGGGAGGAGAGUUUUAUGGGAGGAACCUGCGGAUCCUGAGGCGGAGGCGGAUCUCAACUUUGUUGUUGGGUUGGAGAGGGCUGCGGCGCUGUAUGGAGUGGACUCGAAGCCGAAGGCUGUGAUUAAGGCCACACCUUCGACGAAGUUCCAUGAGAUGCGGUUCCUGACGCUGCCAAGCUCUGCUGGAAGUAUUCUGGCUGUCUCGACCGAGGACGGAAGGAUCUUGUUCUUCGAUGUUGGCGCGAUAGGGAACGGGGAGGACGGGAAACUGCCUCUGGUGCCCUGUGUCGCGCAAUUGGGAGGCACUGCUGCGGGGAUUGUUGGGAGAAUCAAGGACUUUGACAUCGUGCCACUUCCGAAGACAGAGGCGGGUGAGCAUAGGUGGUUGUUCGUGACGGGGAGCAGUGAUGGGUCGAUUCGGUUGUGGAACGUAUUCGAAGAUGAGGUCUCGAACAGUACUGGCAAGGCAGAUUCUGCUCCCAGGCAAGCUGGGACCGCGAUUGCAGCGCAGAAGACGGACGCGAGAAUUACGUGUCUUGGCGCGUUCAUGCUAGAUGGCAAAGUCAGCGAUGCGACAAGUGAUGCGACCGAGGCGUUAGCAGGUGCAGAUCUUGAGGAUGGGCCAGAAGAGGAGGAUUCAGAUGACAGUGACUCUGAGUAG
This is a messenger RNA of Fulvia fulva, 1590 nucleotides long. RefSeq lists its product as uncharacterized. The coding region runs from base 1 to 1590 and encodes 529 amino acids. Lineage: Eukaryota; Fungi; Ascomycota; Dothideomycetes; Mycosphaerellales; Mycosphaerellaceae. The transcript has a single exon. The record is from RefSeq and is a predicted model, not a curated record. Gene Ontology annotation, molecular function: protein binding.